AUGGAGACCAACAACAGGGGCCUUAGACUGCUUGAGUUUGCCAGAAUUUAUCACCUCAAUUUGGCCAACACUAUCCACUGCCACAAACUGCCUGGAACCACAACAUGGAACUCAUCUAACGGGCAAGUCCACAACCAGAAAGAUUUCGUUCUGGUUCCGCAACGCUUCAAGUCCAGCUACAACAAAGCGAAAACAAGAACAUUAUCUGGCGCAGACAUCGGCAGCGAUCAUGACCUUCUCUCUUCUCUAUUUGGGAAAUCGCUGCUUCUUUCCGUCAUGUCGGCCUAUUCCAGCCAGCCUGUUUCAGAUAACGAUGCUUGGGCACUGUUGUCGUUGAAAAGUGCCCCGUCCAGCCCUUCGAAAGUGUGUUCAUGGCCCCGGGAUUGCGAAGGACCUGUGCUCGCCCGGCUUGAGGGUCGAGAUUUCGAAUACUCAAUGCGCCAAACGAAAAUCGUGAUCGGCCGGCACAGCAGCAAAGGCGACGUCAAUAUUAACGUUGGACACUCGAGUUUCAUUUCCAGAAAACAUCUGGAAUUGUGCUACGAGCCGCCCAAUUUUUUUAUGAAAUGUUCCGGUAAAAACGGUGUCUUUGUCGACGGCAUUUUUCAAAGAAAGGGACUGGCCCCAUUGCAACUACCAAAAAAUUGUGUUCUUAGGUUUCCUAGCACCAACAUCAAAAUAGUUUUCCAAUCAAUGUUAAAUGAUGAUGAAAGUUCCCCUCCUAGUCCUAAAAAGAAGAAUCUACCUCCACUGAAGCUCAACAUUCCUGAAGUUGGAGAUGGCAUUUUCAACAGUCCAUGUCCUUCCCCUACAGGAACGAUUAGUGCUGCAAAUUCUUGCCCCAAUAGUCCUCGAGGUGGUUCCAGUCACCGUACACUGGUACCUGACCUUGGGGAAGCAGUUUAUGCUGCACAUGUUGGAGGUGACAACAAUGGCCAACAGAUCUCCGGUGAAAACUCCAAGGAUGAGUCCAAACCUCCAUACUCUUAUGCCCAGCUUAUUGUCCAGGCGAUAUCUUCGGCCACAGAUAAACAGCUCACAUUGAGUGGAAUUUAUGCUUACAUUACUAAAAAUUACCCCUACUAUAGGACAGCUGAUAAAGGAUGGCAGAACUCUAUCAGACACAAUCUUUCUUUGAAUCGGUAUUUUGUAAAAGUUCCUCGUUCUCAAGAAGAACCUGGCAAAGGCUCUUUCUGGAGGAUUGAUCCUGCCUCAGAAAGUAAACUCACAGCUCAGGCAUUUAGAAGAAGGCGCCAAAGAGGAGUACCAUGUUUCAGAACUCCUUAUGGUGGGCUUUCCACCAGGUCAGCCCCAGCCUCUCCAAGUCAUAUAAGUGGGGUGUUUACUCCUGAAAGUCUGUCUCGGGACAGUAGUCCUAUCCCAGAGGCAGCCCCAGAAACAGAAGUUGUCAGCACUGCAAUUGUCAGCAACAACAUGACGACUACCACCACCACUAACAACAAUAACACUCAACAUCAGGCCACCAAUCGCAUCGCUUCAGAGUUACGUGUAAGCCAGUCAGCACCUGGAUCACCGUCAGAUGGAUCGAAAAUGUCGCAGUUGUUGUUCGUGCUAGAAAAUUACAUGGAACCAACUACAUCACAUAUCAUGUCAGGGCCUCAAAGCUCCUCUAACGUCCCUGCUAUUCAUCAACUGCCUACAGUGAUUACCAAACCUAAGGUGCUCAUGUCCGAGCCAGCCCGAGUCAUAGUAAAUGGACCGACAUCUGCAGGACAUGCCUCCGUGCUAACAAAUGGUGCUGAUUUUGAAGUGAAAAAAGAGACAAUCAUCAGUCAAGAUGGAAGCACAAACAAUGUAACAUCAGGAUCAGCAGGCAACCAAAUGCCAGUGGCAAGUUUGAAGACCAUCAAAACAACACCAUAUGCUGCAGUGAAUGUGAUUGCUCCCUCCACAGCAUCCUCUCAACAACAGCAUCAGGUGGGUGGUGGUGGUGGAGUGGUGUUAAGCGGUGGAGCUUCUGCCCACUCCUUGUUGUCGUCGUCUUCUUCUUCUUCUUCUUCUUCUCAGGGCCGAACAGCAGCAGCAGCCGGCCAAUCUGUAGCAACGACAGACUCAGCUGCCGUAGUAGCAGCUGCCCUUCAAAUGGCAGUCAUGGGAGCUGGAGAUGGAGUGGCUGCAAUACACACCAGAGUGUUGGUGCCCAAUAACAAUGCAGGUUCAGGAUUGAAACGGGAUCCUGAAGAUCAGGUAGAAGACCGACAGGAGGAGGAUUUACACAAUGCAAAAAAACUUAAAAUGGAACCUGUUUCCUCCAUAACCCCAAGGCUUGAGGCUUUUUCAUUGUUGUCUUUCCUGGAUCCAUUGUUGGUUUGUCUGAAAAGGAACCCCAGUUUGGUUAUCUUUUCUGAAUUCUGUCCCUCAAACAAGAGUGAGUGGGGAGACAUUGUGAUCACAACAUAUUCUCUUUUUUUCCUAUCUUCCUCUUCCCCCCCUCCUCUCUCUCUCAUGUCAGUAAGCCAGAAUCAAGGUUUCUGUGUCCUUCUGACACCCCCUCCCCUCCCAGUGAUGCUGACAGUGCCUUGA
Messenger RNA from Acanthosepion pharaonis, 2544 nucleotides. Lineage: Eukaryota; Metazoa; Mollusca; Cephalopoda; Sepiida; Sepiidae. The record is from the annotation of a GenBank genome assembly.